AUGAGACGGUCGUUCUUCCAGAAAGCUGAAAAAACACUUCUGAGUCCUCCAGAGGACAGAAACAGGAAUGAGCCAGAUCCUAGUACCCCACCUCUAAGGAAAACAGCGAGAAAAACCAUUCCAAAGGGGAAUGGAGAGUCACAAAAGAAACAGAUAGCAAUAUUGAAAGAGUUGGCAGCUCAAGCCACUGAGAAGCCUUGUCAGUCACCUGGCAGUGAUGGAUCUUUGUCUGAAGGUUCAAAGGAGACUCUGUCAAAUGGUGCCACAAAAUCAGGAAAAGGUAAAAGGAAGAGAAUAAUCUAUUCAGAUAGUGAGGAAUCAAAUGAUACACCUCAUUCCAAGAAGCCGUCAGUAUCAGAUGAAACUGUAACCACACCCAAUGAAUCUCCUAUCAAGAAAGAAUUGUCAGACAUUGAUGCUGAAGACACUCCUAAAGAAAGGGAGAAUUUGAAUGAUGAGAACCAAUCAAAACAAGAUGAUGCUCGAGGGCAAUCAUGUGAAAAGUCAAAGGGAAAGAAAAAGGCAGGAGCAGGAAAAAGGAGACAGAAAAAUGGGCAGGAGAGGAACAGUAAAGGAACAUCUGAAGAGGAUGAAAGGAGUGAUGCCAAUUCCAGUAAGGACACAAGACCUGUUGAACAGAAAACAUCUGCCAUACUUCCCUUUUUCCAGAAGAAAUCAGAAAAGCCUGAAUCCAAAGAUGAUAUCACUUCUGAUUAUCAACCAGAUAAGGCACAGUAUCAUCCAAUUGAAGAUGCAUGCUGGAAGAGAGGAGAAAAGGUCCCUUAUUGGGCUUUGGCCAAAGCCCUGCAGGCUAUUGAGGCCACUAGUUCUAGACUGAAAAUGAUCGACAUUCUGGCAAACUAUUUUCGCUCUGUGAUGGUGCUGACACCUGAGGACCUUCUUCCAAGUGUAUAUAUGUGCCUAAAUAAGAUUGCCCCUGCUUGGGAAGGUAGGGAAUAUAUGCAUGCCCUCUUCCAUACUUGCUGUCUUUCUCACUUCUUAUUUCACUUCACUUGGCACCUUCAUGCAGCACAGGAGUUGGGAGUGGGAGAAUCACAUCUGAUGAAGGCGAUUGGCCGAGCAACAGGUCGCUCUGUAGACAAAAUCAAGGCAGAUAUUGGAAACAAAGGUGAUUUGGGUAUUGUGGCUGAGACGUCAAAGUCCCAUCAGAGGAUGAUGUUCCAGCCUCCCAGACUCAUGCUUCGAACUGUCUUUGAGAAGCUCAAGGAAAUAGCUCUGAUGACAGGGCAUGCUGUGGUCAACAAAAAAAUUGAGAAGAUUCAAGGUCUCCUUGUAGCCUGUCGGCAGUCUGAGGCCCGAUAUUUCAUCCGCUCCCUACAGGGAAAACUUCGCAUUGGACUUGCUGAGCAGUCCAUCCUUCAGGCUCUGGCUCAAUCAUGUGUGCUGACACCUCCUGGCCAAGAUUACCCUCCAGAAAUCCUAGAUGCUAGCAAGGGAAUAAGCAGUGACAGCUUCAAGAGUAAGCUAGAGUCUUCAGCCCUGCUACUCAAGACAACUUACUGCAUCAUGAUCCAUCUCCUGGAGAGUGGCGAUAUGCAUAUCUACAGUCGAAACCAGGAGGACAACACAUCCAAGUACCCAGACAUUAUUUCCAAGUUCAAGUCUUGGAUUGCAGAGAAAGAGAAUCAUGAUCCUCAAGUUGUCUCUUGCAUCUUGGAUUCAGAAGCAGUGGCAUGGGAUCGGGAGAAGGAAAUGAUUCUACCAUUCCAAGUCCUUAGCACAAGAAAGAGAAAGGAUGCAAAUGAGAGUGAGAUCAAGGUUCAUGUAUGCAUCUUUGCAUUUGACCUCCUGUACCUAAAUGGAGAAUCACUUGUGAAGAAGCCAUUUCUGGAGAGAAGACAGCUUCUUAGAACCCACUUCAAAGAUAUCCCUGGAGAAUUUGUGUUUGCAAAAAGUAUGGACUCCACGAACACUGAAGACAUUGCUGAAUUUCUGGAAGAGUCAGUUAAAGGAAACUGUGAGGGGCUGAUGGUGAAGACACUGGAGACAGAGGCUUCCUAUGAGAUUGCCAAACGCUCACACAAGUGGCUAAAGCUGAAGAAGGAUUAUUUAGAAGGAGUGGGAGAUACAUUGGAUGUUGUCCCAAUAGGAGGUUACCUUGGGAAGGGGAAGAGAACAGGGACUUAUGGAGGAUUUCUCCUUGCCGUAUAUGACACAGACAAUGAAGAGUUUCAGACUGUCUGCAAGAUAGGGACAGGGUUUUCAGAUGAACAGUUGACAACCCACACAGAGUUCUUUAAAAAGCAUCUGAUGGAAGGUCCCAAGUCAUACUACCGCUACGAUUCCUCUCUUGCACCUGAUCACUGGUUUGAGCCAGUGCAGGUAUGGGAGAUCAAGUGUGCAGACUUGAGCAUCUCUCCCAUACACAAGGCAGGAGCUGGGAUUGUGGAUCCGGAGAAGGGUAUUUCCCUUCGCUUUCCUCGGUUCCUUCACAUCCGGGAUGAUAAGACACCUGAGGAUGCCACCACUGCUGCUCAGGUAGGGGAAAUGUAUGGAAACCAAGAACAAGUCAAGAAUAAGGCUUCAGGAACCCAAAAAUUGGAUGAUGAAGGCUUUUAUUGAGCCUUGAUGCAAAAUUUUAUCCCACAUCUUCAGAUGCAAAGUGAUUUUUCCC
Messenger RNA from Darwinula stevensoni, 2635 nucleotides. The record is from the annotation of a GenBank genome assembly. NCBI's taxonomy places the organism in Eukaryota, Metazoa, Arthropoda, Ostracoda, Podocopida, Darwinulidae.